AUGGAGUCGCAUGGGUGCCAAUCAGUUUGUUUUAAAUUCAAUAGCCAACUGCCGGUUGCCAUUCAAAAUGAAACCUCUUGUGAAGUUCCCAUCCAGGCAGAUUUUAAAGGCCUUAGCUACUCGAGUAACUCCAAACAUGACUCGGACAAUUCAAGAAUUAAAAGACCAUGGUAUUCUGGAGAGACCACCAACUCUAGACCCUGGAUUCUUUUCAAAGAUGUUUUUAGUUGCGGAAACGCUGGCAACCUUGGAGUCUCUGGGUUGGCAUGUAAAUUACCAAAAGUCGGUGAUAGAGCCCACACAAGAGCUGCAAUAUUUAGGCCUGGUUUGGAAUACCCAAAACUUAACGUUAGCUCUGCCAACCCAGAAGGUCCUCGGAAUAAAGAGGACUCUGUCAAAGUUGUUAGAGAGGAACAACUGCUCUCUAAGGGAACUUCAAAUUCAUUGUUUGAUAAAAGUAGAAGGAUCGCUUUAAUAUUAUUACUAGCUUCUGGUCGUAGGUUACACGAUCUAACCCUUCUGGAAGUUUCUAAGGAUAAAUUUAUUGAAACAGAAAAUAACAUAACAUUUUGGCCAAGGUUUGGUUCUAAGACUGACUCAGGAACCUACAGACAAUCUGGUUGGUUCCUUACAAAGCACCAAGACCAUCGCAUAUGUCCUGUAACUCAUGUGAAAGACUUAGUGAAGGCCUCGGAGGUCAGACGCAGGAUGGGAAAGAACUUACAAUGUCUUUUCAUCACAGUGACGGGACAGGUGAAGCCAGCAUCCAGAACUGUUAUUUCUGGGUGGCUGCGUUCAGUAAUUAAGCAGGCCAAGAUAGAUGAGUCGCCAGGAAGCAUCAGGUCUGCUGUAGCAUCUCGGGGAUGGCUAGAUAAUAGACCAAUACAGGAGAUUCUGGAGCGAGGAAAUUGGAAAUGUGUAGAAACAUUUAAAAAAUUUUACUGUAGAGAAGUAGAUAGAUCCUUCACUUCUAACAGUGUUUGUACUGACUUAUACAAUAAUUUUAAGACUCUGGGUGGAUUGAUGAUUCAAGGUGCUUGCUGGCGA
Brenthis ino (lesser marbled fritillary) is the source of this 1047-nucleotide messenger RNA. The record is from the annotation of a GenBank genome assembly. NCBI's taxonomy places the organism in Eukaryota, Metazoa, Arthropoda, Insecta, Lepidoptera, Nymphalidae.